This is a messenger RNA of Olea europaea var. sylvestris, 345 nucleotides long. Its product is annotated as late embryogenesis abundant protein-like. The transcript is spliced from 3 exons. Gene Ontology annotation, biological process: response to water. The record is from RefSeq and is a predicted model, not a curated record. The coding region runs from base 1 to 345 and encodes 114 amino acids. Lineage: Eukaryota; Viridiplantae; Streptophyta; Magnoliopsida; Lamiales; Oleaceae. Gene Ontology annotation, cellular component: membrane.
AUGGAUGAGCUUCAACACUCUCAUAGCCACUCAAGCUCGUCUAGUGAGAAGGAUGUAGAAGGGGGCGGAGAAAGGAGAAAGAAGAAGGGAAUUAAGGAGCCUAUCAAGGAUAAGAUAUCUGAAGAUGAAGGAGAAGACACUGAGCAUAAAGACACGAGCAUUCCCGUUGAGAAAUGUAAUGAAGAACCAAACGCUGAAACAGCUAAGCACAAGAAAAUUGAAGAAGGCAAUGAAACUCCAUAUGUAUAUGAGCAAUCCCCAGAAAGCGAUGCAAAGGAAAAGAAAGGGAUAAUGGACAAGAUCAAGGAGAAGAUGCCCGGGCACCAUAAUGAAAAGGAAGAUUAA